This is a messenger RNA of Trichoderma aggressivum f. europaeum, 915 nucleotides long. RefSeq lists its product as uncharacterized. The record is from RefSeq and is a predicted model, not a curated record. The transcript has a single exon. The coding region runs from base 1 to 915 and encodes 304 amino acids. Lineage: Eukaryota; Fungi; Ascomycota; Sordariomycetes; Hypocreales; Hypocreaceae.
AUGUCAUCAAUCACAACGACAGAGGCCGUGCUGCCCAAGGCACCCGCUCUACCUCCCAGAAGCGCCCUGAGGGCCUCAAGGCUGCUGGCCACCAUGCCUCAGAAGCUUUCGGGACACCGACCCGUCCUCACCCCUGCCGCCCCUCAUCUUCUCUACCUUUCAUCCGAAGAGGAUGUUUCUUCUUCAGCCGACGACUUCUCCGACUGCGACUACACCUCCGACAGCGAGCAGGCGCAAGAGACACCAGAGCAGACAUCAACGUGCCAGGACAUUGCCCGCAAGGUAUCAGUCGUCUUCUCUGGAAAGGCCUGCAUCGUCCAGCUCUCCCGAAGAUCACUAUCGCCUAGCUCAUCAACGAGCUGCACCGCAAACGAGCUUACAAGGACGUCGACCGAGCCCAUCCUGAAGCACCGAAAGGCAUCUACCAGCUCCACGUCGUCGGCCAAGGGGGUUUCGCAGCACCCUCCCCGGUCGAGCAGCAUCAUGUCUCCCAUCAGCUUCGACGGGGGCUCGCCCUCGUUCCUCAACAUUGAUCCUUUCGCGACAAAGUCGGAGCCCGAAGAGCCGGAACCCCAGCUCCGCAAGACGGCGCAGAUGUUCAAGAGGACGCUUAGCCUGGUCAGGAAGCGUAGCAGGCCUAACCUGAACCAGUCGGCGUCCCUGUCUCGGGAGGCUCUGUCAAUACAGACGCUGCCCAUGGAGCAGGUCGGUGAGGACAAGGAGGAGAACCACAGCACUCCCCGGAACGCGACAUCAAUACCGCCCUCGAUUUACCAGGACGUGAUGGCCUCGAGGAGGGCCAGCAGCUACUCAGCCACAACGCUAUCGCCGGUUAGCGAUGCGGCAUCCCCCCUGUCACCGACAAAACGAAUUCGCCAGGGCUUCUUGACUCGGCGACGAAGCAUCCGAGUAUGA